AUGCUCCUUCAGGAGGGUACCCACCGCAAGGUGGCUACCCACCGCAAGGAGGCUAUCCACCUCCAGGAGGCUAUCCACCUCCAGGAGGCUAUCCACCUCCAGGAGGUUACCCACCUCCAGGAGGUUACCCACCUCCAGGAGGCUACCCACCUCCAGGAGGCUACCCACUUCCAGGAGGUUACCCACCUCCAGGAGGCUACCCACCUCCAGGAGGCUGCGGACGCCGAGGAUGGACGUCAACUAGGCCAAGGCAAGUUCCCUGCCCCCAAUCAGUACUACCCUGCUAGAGGCUACUAA
Molecule: messenger RNA, 297 nt
Organism: Gregarina niphandrodes
Lineage: Eukaryota; Apicomplexa; Conoidasida; Eugregarinorida; Gregarinidae
Product: putative Myb-like DNA-binding domain protein
Exons: 2
Coding region: 1-297 (98 amino acids)
Source: RefSeq, a predicted model, not a curated record